Messenger RNA from Linderina pennispora, 1784 nucleotides. Its product is annotated as N2,N2-dimethylguanosine tRNA methyltransferase. The record is from RefSeq and is a predicted model, not a curated record. Lineage: Eukaryota; Fungi; Kickxellomycota; Kickxellomycetes; Kickxellales; Kickxellaceae. Gene Ontology annotation, molecular function: RNA binding. Gene Ontology annotation, biological process: tRNA N2-guanine methylation. The transcript has a single exon. Gene Ontology annotation, cellular component: nucleus. The coding region runs from base 99 to 1682 and encodes 527 amino acids.
UUCCGGUCUCACCGCUUUUCUGUUGUAUGGCGCUUCGCGUAUUCAAUUUGACGCGACCUUCCACUCGUUCCAUCACCCGCAGUAUUCACAUUUCAACAAUGGCUUCUGACGCACCCGUGUACAACAUCGAGGACUAUCAGGAGGUUAAGGAGGGUCAGGCGACGAUCCUGUUCCCGAAGCGCAACGAGGUGUUCUACAACCCAGUGCAGCAGUUCAACCGUGACAUGUCGAUCGCAGGUAUCAAGACGUGGCGUGACAUUAUGAAGGAGGAGAAGAUGGGCCGGUACAACAAGUCGACGCGGCCGGGCAAGGUAGCACCCAAGACCACAAUCAAGAUACUGGAGGCUCUGGCAGCUUCUGGGCUGCGGUCCGUGCGGUACGCCAAAGAAAUCGAUGGCAUUGAUUAUAUUCUGACCAACGAUCUUUUGGCAGACGCGGUAGAGUCGAUUAAGCGCAACGUGCAUUUCAAUGGACUGAGUCAGGAUCUGGUGCGCGCAAACCAGGGCGAUGCAGUGUCAGUGAUGUAUGCUCAGCGUGACACAGACCGGUUUGACGUGGUUGACCUGGAUCCCUAUGGGUCGGCGGCGCCGUUCAUAGAUGCUGCUAUCCAGGCAGUCAACAAGGGCGGGCUGAUCUGUGUGACGUGUACGGACCUGGCAAUUCUGGCCAGCAACAACCACCCAGAGACGUGUUUUGCCAAGUACGGCGGCAGCCCGCUACGCAGCGAGUUUGGUCAUGAGCUGGCACUGCGCUUGGUCAUUAAUAGCCUACAGCAGGCAGCAAACCGGCACAAGCGGUACAUUGAGCCCCUGCUGUCGUGCAGCAUUGAUUUCUACGUGCGCAUCUUUGUGCGUGUACACGACAAGCCGAUUCUGGUCAAGGACGUGGCUUCCAAGACCGGCCUAGUGUACCACUGCAAGUCGUGCAGCGAUUUCACGACGCAGACGUUUGGACACCAGGAGAAGGGCAAGGGUGAUAUGAUCAAAUACACGGUCUCUGACGGCCCGACUGUGGGCCAGCGGUGCGGAAGCUGUGGCUCGCGACAGGAGAUUGGUGGCCCGUGCUGGCUUGGCCCACUCCACAACAAGGACUUUGUGCAGCGUAUGUAUGACAGCGUCAAGCAGGGGACGCCCAAGGUGUUUGGCACGCAGCCGCGUAUGGAGGGCAUGCUGAAGGUCAUUCUGGAGGAACUCAACGAUGUGCCCUUCCACUACUCGCUGCCGCAGCUGUGUGCAGCUGUGCGUGCUUCGAGCCCGCCGCUGGCUAAAAUCAACUCGGCAAUCCUUAACGCUGGCUACCGCGUUUCUGGGUCGCACACCAAGCAAUCGUCGAUCAAGACCGAUGCGCCAUCGCAUGUCGUCUGGGACAUCAUCCGUGCCCACGUCAAGGAAGCCGGUAGGUCCACCAAGAUUGUCGAGGGAUCAACCGCUGACAAGAUCCUUGCUAAGGACAUUACCACCGAUAUCAACUUCAAGACGCACAAGGAUGCGAACCCCGAGUCCCGCCGGAUCAAGCUGGUGCGGUACCAGAUCAACCCUGAGAAGAACUGGGGACCCAAGGCGAGGCACACAGAGACACCUAAGAAAGGAAAUAAGGGCGCGGCGAAGCGCAAGCAGGCUGAACCCAAGGAAGAGCAGCCCACGGAAGAGGAGCCCAAGAAGCCCAAGACGGCCGAAGAGUAAGGCAUGCAACCUCUCCCAAAAGCCAGCGCCAUCAUCUCGCUGGUCCAAAAAGGAAACUAUUCAGAUUUUUAAAAAAUGAGAAUAUUCAUUUUUCGCAAGCUU